This is a messenger RNA of Penicillium coprophilum, 771 nucleotides long. RefSeq lists its product as uncharacterized. Lineage: Eukaryota; Fungi; Ascomycota; Eurotiomycetes; Eurotiales; Aspergillaceae. The record is from RefSeq and is a predicted model, not a curated record. Bases 1 to 771 code for a protein of 256 amino acids. The transcript has a single exon.
AUGCAUGCUUGGCAAACUAUCUUAGCCGCAGCCCUAGGCUGUCAGCUAGCGAAUGCCGCCGAAUGGAGGAUACAAGCAGCCCCGAUUAUCACUGGUGCUCUCCUCCCUCGACAGGAGCAAACAUGCCCUGAAGCAACAGAAACUUUGUGCUCAGAUGGGACUGGGGGGUGUUGCCCAUCUGGCUCGCCUUGUACGUACAUCUCCGGCAAACCUAGAUGCGGAGGUGGCUGUGAUAUUGGCGGUCCUACUUGUCUCGGUGGAGGCUGCUGUGAUGCUGGAUAUCUCUGCCCUACACUGGGUGGCAGCUUUUGUCAUAAAGCAACCAACUUCCUUCCCGCGCCUACUGCAAGUCUUACAAUCACUUCUUCCAUUGAUUCCGGUCCCACUGAGACCACGGAAGCUCGAAUUACUGAUACUAAGUCUGAGCCUACGAGUACUUCCGACUUUUCAAGUACCUCGGUACCUUCUAGGACGCCACAGCCUUCUAGCUCAUCGAAGCCUACCACUGCAAUCACCUCAGAUACUAGCAGUGCGUCUCCUUCGUAUAGCCCGGGAGGAGAUACAUCAGACGAUGCGUCUGAUUCAUCUGAAUCAUCCGGGUCGUCUGGAUCCUCAGAAUCGUCUGACUCGUCAUCGACGACGGAAUCAUCCACCGCCGACGACAAUCCCGGUGCAGCAUCACCAGAAACUGCUCCCGGUAUGGCCGGGUCAUUGUCGGUAAGCUGGGAUUCAUGGAUGGCGUUGGCUGUUAUGGUGCCUUUCAUUUUGUGA